Oenanthe melanoleuca is the source of this 3184-nucleotide messenger RNA. It is a transcript of the gene C22H2orf42, whose product is annotated as chromosome 22 C2orf42 homolog. The transcript has 9 exons. Gene Ontology annotation, cellular component: nucleus. NCBI's taxonomy places the organism in Eukaryota, Metazoa, Chordata, Aves, Passeriformes, Muscicapidae. The coding region runs from base 1393 to 3150 and encodes 585 amino acids. The record is from RefSeq and is a predicted model, not a curated record.
UUAGAAACACAAAUUGCAGGGACUUUGCUGCCUUAGCUGAGAAUCGGGGCAGGAAUUGCACAAAAUCAUCCUUUGUGGUUUUGGGUUGGUUUUUUUUUGUUUUUUGGGGGGUUUUUUUUUUGUAGUUUUUUUUUUUUUUGGGGGGGGGGGUUCCCCAAACCAGAAACAGCUGGAAAAAAACCACCCCAAAAGAAGCCAAAAGUGUGGGAAUCCUGGAGCUGCCUUCAGCCUCCCACCCUCUGUUUUAAAGGAGCCUCUUGGAGCCUCCCUCCAGCAGGGGGAGGUUUUUUUUUGGAAGACAAAUCCUUCGUUUACAUCAUUUUUUUGUGGAUCUCAGUGUGUUUUUUCAGGGUUGGGUCUUUGCCUUAUGCUGGGGAAAAUUUAAAAAAAAAACAAAAAAAAAAAAACAAAAAAAAAAUGGGACUUGAAAGUGCCCAGCUCUCCCCACAUGAGCCAAAAUUCCCACCCUGGGACAGCAAAAUUCCUGUUGCUAAAACGUGACAAAUCCCUCUGGGGGUUGGUUGUUUUUUUGGUUUUUUAAAUUUUUUUACUGAUUUCUACAUUUUCCUGUACUGAUUCUGUAAAAUAUUCAGCUCAAAUUGAAGAAUUUUUGCACAACCUUCGGCCACUUUUGUACGUUUUCCUUAUUUAAAGGUAGGACACGGAGUCUUUUGAUGUGAUUGAUGCCUCAGAUCUCUUCCCUCUUUUUUGUCCUUAACUUUUUUUGUGGAUAUGAGAUAUCUCUUGGAAUAUAAAAGUUUUUAAUCCAUUGUGUACAAUUCCCUCAGUGUGUUUCACAAGGGAGUGAAGGUGAGAAGAGCUCCCAAACCUGAUCUAUCAGAGGCCAAAAAAUGCCCUUUUCUAUCCUACCUCUCGCCCAGCCUUUAAAACAAACAAAAAAAAACAUAAAAAACUCACAAAAAUGGAAAAAAUGUGAAAAACUUUUUUUUUUAAAAAAAAAAAAAGGGAAAAAUGAAAAAACUGAGCUGCUUGUGUGUGUUUUGUCAGGUGUGGGCACAGGUGGUGUGGUGGGGUUGAGAGGGAGUGGGUGGAGCUGGGGGGAUUUUGGUGGGGAAAUGAGUGGAAUUUGGGGGGAGAAAGGCAAAAAUUGGGGGAGAUAAAAAACUGGGGGGAGAAAGGCGAAAUUUGGGGGAGGAAAGGGGAAAUUGGGUCAUUCUCUCCGCUGGGGCUGAUGGGAGUUGUAGUUCAAACGGCUUAGGCGCUUUAGCACCUCCUUGGACUACAACUCCCAGCAGCCCUCGCGGUGCACCACGUGAUGCCAUCAGACCAAUAGGAGCGCACCGGUGGCGGAAGUGGAGCCCCCCUCACGGCGCUCCCGGUGGCGGUAACGGGGACCGGGACGGGCCGAGGUGACGUCAGAGGCCGCGAGAGAUGCUGGGAAACCCCGGGAGACGCCGCUCCAUGGAUCCGUGCCCGGGCCGCCCCAAAGCCCCGUCCUUCCUGUCGGACCUGGGCAAGGCCACGCUGCGGGGCAUCCGCAAGUGCCCGCGCUGCGGCACCUACAACGGCACGCGUGGGCUGAGCUGCAAGAACAAGACGUGCGGCGCCGUGUUCCGCGCGGGCUCCCGCCGCCAGCCGGGCGCCGACGCCGUGCGCCUGCUCACCGGCUCGCCCAGCCAGCUCUACUCGGUGCGCCAGCGCGACCAGCGCUGCUUCGUGGAGCUGGGCGUGUCGCAGACGGCCAUCCAGACCCCCGAGGGCACGCUCAUCACCCAGCUGAGCUCCGGCCGCUGCCACGCGCCCGCCUGCGCCAGGGCGGCGGCCGACAAGCAGUGCCAGCACCUGAAGCUGGCGCUGGGCUGCCAGGCCGAGGCCACGCCGCUGCCGCUCAAGAGCUCGGUGCUGGGCACGGUGCAGGCGCCUGCCGAGGCCAAGCAGAGCCUGUGGGAGCUGGCCACCGAGCCCACGGGGCCGCUGGUGCAGAGGGUCAGCAAGAGCGUGCUGGUGGUCAAGUGUAAGGCCAGCCAGAGGCACAGCCUGGGCUACCUGCACGCCAGCUUCGGCCAGCGGCGCUUCUCCUGCGCCUGCCGCGCCCCCGGGCACGGCCACGCCAAGGGGGACGACGAGGAGGAGGAGGAGGAGGAAGAAGAGGAAGAGGCGGCCCCCACGCGCUGCAUCCACUUCCUGGCCUGCAUCUGCGCCUUCGCCAGCGACGACAGCCUGGCCCAGGAGUUCUCCCACUUCCUGGCCUCUGACGCUGGUGGUCUGAAGGGCACAGUGAUCCCCCAGCUGCUGCGCGGCCCCGCAGCCACAGCACGGCCUCGGGGGACAGCUGCAGCCAGGGCCAAGAGGAGGAGGAAGGACCUGGCAGGGCCGCAGGGGCCCGGCCCCCUCCUGGCUCCGGACCCGGCUCAGCCCAGCCCCAGGAGGAGCGGCCUGAGGAAGCCCCCGGUCGCCUCCUCAUCCUCCUCCUCCUCCUCCUCCCUGAAGAGACACGGGUGUCCCCAGGCGCUGGAUGAGUCCCAGGUGUCGCUGUCCUUCCAGGAGUGGCUGGGCAGUGUCACAGAGCGCAUCCACCAGACCAUGCACUACCAGUUUGAGGGCCACCCAGAGCCGCUGGUUUUCCACAUCCCCCAGUCCUUCUUCGAGGCUCUGCAGCAGCGCAUCUCCAGCGGCAGCGGCAAGAAGAGGCUGCCCAACUCCACCACGGGUGAAGCAGAUCUUCGACACGCCCGAGGUGCCGCUGGAGAUCACCCGAAGCUUCGUGCAGAACCGCGACGGCUCCUACGAGCCCUUCCGCAGCCCCCGCGUGGAGGUGGAGAGCCUGGCCGAGGGCCACGAGAAACAGCCCCCGCUGCGGCCCCUGGAGCUGCAGACCUUCCUCAAAGUCGGACACACGUCCCCCACGCAGAAGGAGCCCACGCCCUUCACCAUCGAGUGGAUCCCCGACAUCCUGCCGCGCUCCCGCCUGGGCGAGCUGCGCCUCAAGUUCCAGUACGGCCACCACGGGGGGCCCCGGCAGCCCCCCACCCGCGGCACGCCCCCCGCCGAGCCCCCCCCGCUGCCGCUGCCCCCCCUGGGCGCCAUCGCCUUCCCCUGAGCCCCCCAAAAAGGGACGGGGGGCUCGGGGCGGGGAGGGGCACCUGGGAGAACCCCCAGAAUAAAAACCGGCACCCCGACAGUGUGUGAGUGUGUGUGGGGGGAGACGGAAUGGGGGACCUGG